Molecule: messenger RNA, 2344 nt
Organism: Diospyros lotus (date-plum)
Lineage: Eukaryota; Viridiplantae; Streptophyta; Magnoliopsida; Ericales; Ebenaceae
Product: ABC transporter G family member 14
Exons: 5
Coding region: 132-2096 (654 amino acids)
Cellular component (GO): membrane
Molecular function (GO): ATP hydrolysis activity; ABC-type transporter activity; ATP binding
Source: RefSeq, a predicted model, not a curated record
UGUGUGUUGUCCAGUCCAGUUCAAUGUGGGAUGCCAAGUUAAAACCAACUUCUUAACUUCUCUCCCUUUCUCCCCCUACUACAACAUACGCACUACGCCAGAAACAACAUCAAUAUCCGUUCAACUUGGCCAUGACACUCCACCGUUCAGGAUCGGAACCAGAAAGUAGCAGCACAAUCGCCAUGGCAGGUCUGCCAAUGGUAUCGGAAGCCCAUCACGGAGCUGUUCUUGCUUACCCUGUACAGACCAAUUCAUCGUCCCUUCUACAGCUCACCUUAUACCCUAUAACUUUAAAGUUUGAAGAGGUUGUUUACAAAGUCAGAUUGGACCAGAAAGGAUUUUGCUAUGGUGCAACAUCAAACUCUAGGGAGAAGACCAUUCUAAAUGGGGCGACAGGUAUGGUUUGCCCCGGAGAAAUACUAGCGAUGCUUGGCCCAUCAGGCAGUGGAAAAACUACUCUUCUUACCGCCCUUGGAGGACGUCAUACCGGUAAGCUAUCCGGCAAGAUCACAUAUAACAGUGAGCCUUUUUCUGGUUCCAUCAAACGCAGAACAGGAUUUGUUGAACAAUAUGAUGUCCUAUACCCUCAUCUCACUGUAACUGAAACUCUACUGUUCACCGCACUGCUACGGCUUCCCAAUAGCUUGACCAGGGAUGAGAAAGUUCAGCAUGUAGAGCGAGUUAUCGCUGAGUUGGGAUUAACUCGGUGUCGGAACAGCAUGAUUGGAGGCCCACUGUUUAGAGGGAUAUCAGGUGGGGAGAAGAAGAGGGUGAGCAUAGGCCAAGAAAUGCUGAUUAACCCAAGCUUACUACUUCUAGAUGAACCCACCUCAGGUUUGGACUCAACUACGGCUCAGCGGAUCCUCACGACCAUCAAACGACUAGCUAGCGGGGGAAGAACUGUGAUCACCACCAUUCACCAACCUUCGAGCCGUCUCUACCACAUGUUUGAUAAGGUGCUCUUACUCUCUGAGGGCUCUCCCAUCUACUAUGGUCCUGCAUCAACUGCUUUGGACUACUUCUCCUCUAUUGGUUUCUCCACAUCCAUCACUAUCAAUCCAGCUGAUCUCUUACUCGAUCUUGCAAAUGGAAUUCACCCCAAUUACAGUCAAACAAUCGAGCAAGGAGAUAGUACAGAACAAGAGCGGAAGGCAGUGAGAGAUGUUCUAAUCUCUGCUUAUGACAAGAACAUUUCAACAAGACUGAAAGCUGAAUUAUGCAGUUUGGAUGGCAAUAGCUACAAUUAUACAAAAGAUGCAUCCACAAGAAAAAAUGUAUGGUCACAGCAAUGGUGCACGAGCUGGUGGCAUCAAUUCAAGGUGCUGCUCCUGAGGGGUUUGAGGGAGCGAAGAUAUGAUGCCUUCAACAGGCUAAGAAUCUUCCAAGUCAUAAGUGUUGCCGUACUUGGUGGACUCCUAUGGUGGCACACCCCAACAUCCCAUAUUGAAGAUCGAAUUGCCAUGAUUUUCUUCUUUUCUGUGUUCUGGGGCUUCUACCCUCUAUACAAUGCCGUUUUCACAUUCCCCCAGGAAAGAAGAAUGCUAAUCAAGGAACGUUCAUCAGGAAUGUACCGCCUCUCCUCCUACUUUUUAGCCAGGACUUUUGGAGACAUGCCCCUGGAGCUUGCACUGCCAACUGCAUUUACUUUCAUACUCUAUUGGAUGGGCGGGCUUAAACCCAAUCCUGUGACUUUCAUCCUGUCCCUUCUUGUUGUCCUUUACAAUGUCCUUGUUGCACAAAGUCUUGGCUUAGCUUUCGGUGCCAUACUCAUGGACGUAAAACAAGCCACUACUUUAGCCUCAGUUACAACCCUUGUCUUCCUCAUUGCUGGAGGGUACUAUAUUCAACAAAUUCCCGCCUUCAUAGUCUGGUUGAAGUACUUGAGCUACAGCUACUACUGCUACAAACUCCUUCUCGGGGUUCAGUACAAUGAAAAUGAUUACUAUGAAUGCGCAAAAGGAGUCUACUGUCGGAUUGCAGAUUUUCCAGCCGUCAAAUCAGUGGGUCUGAACAAUUUGUGGAUAGAUGUGUCCAUAAUGGCCAUGAUGUUGGUGGCCUAUAGGCUUGUUGCUUAUCUGGCCUUGCACCGUGUGUGAUGAAGUUUUGCACAAUAGAGAGAGACAGAAGGAUGGGGUGCAGGGAGAAGAUGAUGAUACAGAGGAAGUCUGACACAGACAAUUUCAUUGAAGAUACAGUUUGAAGAGUUUUCUAUUUCUUCAACUGAGGAAUAAUAUUAGAUUUAGAAGAUAAUAAUGUCACCAGAUUUUGAUCAUUUCCUCAUGACAGUUGGAUGUACUACCUUUUCAGUGAUAGUGGAGACAAUACUAACUAUCAAAAUUUUACU